GUCUUAGUAGCCAAGACGGCGCUUCGACACCUCGAAAGUUUCCUUCGUGUAAGUUUGCAGGCCUGUUUAGACUUCCUUAUCACUCAGACAAAGUUCACCAAACCGUUGUGAUUGAGACAGGAGUUUGAUCAGAAGAUGGACAGUAUAGACACAAAGAGGUUAUAUGACAGCAACGGCAAUGAUGGUGCAUUUUCAGGGUGUGCUGUACUCUUCUUAGGGUGCAGCAGUCCAGCUCACAACCUUUUAUCACUUUACAAAGACGAGCAAGGGAAAUUCAGCGUGUUCAAGGUUAUUAAACUCACCCUUAUAGAUUCUGUUGGUGGACUGGAAGGGUACGAAAUCCUGAAACUGCACGAUGCUGAUCCUUUCCUUGGGGUGGAACUUAAAUUCAUGGCCAUGCCUCCCUGUCAGCGAUUCCUGGAGAGCUAUGCGUGUGGUUCGCUUGCUCAGUUUAUGUCCCAGCAUGCCUCACGCCUUCUUACUCUUCCUGAUGGGGUUGUCACGGAAACACAACUCAAAGCAGGGAUACAUACGUUGGACCAAAGCCUUCAAGAUGUAGAGAUGUGUCUGGAAAACAUACGCCAGUCACAGCCUGUGCGUUUGCGAGAUGACGAGGUCACACAGUUGGAGCAGCAGCUGCAGAACAGCUUCGGUCCUCCCAGUCAACCGCCGCAGGAGCUGCCCAGGAACUGCUUUCUGUUUCAGAAAAGAGUUUUUGACGAUAGGCCUUUGACUUCAGCAGACCAGCAGCGGUUUGCUGCUCAUGUGGGACGGGACUGGAAACGAGUGGGACGGGCUUUACAAAAGAACUGUCGUGCCCUAAAAGGCCCUGCUAUCGACAAUCUCGCCUAUGAGUAUGAGAGGGAAGGGCUUUAUGAACAGGCCUAUCAACUGAUUGGACGUUUCAUCCAAUCAGAAGGCAGGAGUGCCAAACUGAGCCGUCUUAUCAGUGCACUAGAGGAGACAAAACUGACAAGCAUGGCAGAGAUCAUGCUGGGCAUCCAGCCACGAGAUUGAGACUGUACGAGAAUGAAUGAAUGAAUGUGUGUGUGUGUGUGUGUGUGUGUGUUCGUUCUUUUUGUACAUGUGUGAUUGUUUCCAAGAUAUAUAGCUAAAUUUGAAGUGUGUGCGCACUCAUUUUUGUGAAAUGUUUUUUCAUCAUGACCUUAUAAUUUCUAUCUGUCUCUUACUUGAAAUUUCACAAUCACCUGUCGUCUGCCCAAAAUGACAUACAUUUUAAAUAAAGAGUUUUUCAUGCAUAUUUCAUGCAUAACUCAAGAUUUGUCCUCCACGUUGUCCUGUCUGCGUUUUA
Onychostoma macrolepis is the source of this 1312-nucleotide messenger RNA. RefSeq names its product tnfrsf1a-associated via death domain (gene tradd). The transcript is spliced from 6 exons. Gene Ontology annotation, molecular function: transmembrane receptor protein tyrosine kinase adaptor activity. Gene Ontology annotation, cellular component: tumor necrosis factor receptor superfamily complex. Gene Ontology annotation, biological process: positive regulation of canonical NF-kappaB signal transduction; extrinsic apoptotic signaling pathway. Lineage: Eukaryota; Metazoa; Chordata; Actinopteri; Cypriniformes; Cyprinidae. The record is from RefSeq and is a predicted model, not a curated record. Bases 136 to 1017 code for a protein of 293 amino acids.